This is a messenger RNA of Thrips palmi, 1965 nucleotides long. RefSeq names its product aquaporin AQPAn.G (gene Prip). Gene Ontology annotation, biological process: transmembrane transport. The record is from RefSeq and is a predicted model, not a curated record. The coding region runs from base 121 to 921 and encodes 266 amino acids. Gene Ontology annotation, molecular function: water channel activity. Gene Ontology annotation, cellular component: plasma membrane. The transcript has 7 exons. NCBI's taxonomy places the organism in Eukaryota, Metazoa, Arthropoda, Insecta, Thysanoptera, Thripidae.
ACAGUCGUGCUUUGGAGGGCGUGAGAGACUGAGCUAGCCGUCGUACAGUGGUCGCGCGUGUGUGUGAGUGUGUGUGUGUUCACCCAAUUUACCAGGACCAUCCCCCAACAGACCGCCACCAUGCCGGACGUGAACAAGGUCCUGGGGCACCAGGAGCUGAAGCAGCAGAACCUGUACCGCUCCCUGGCGGCGGAGUGCCUGGGCACCCUGCUGCUCAACUUCUUCGGCGUCAUGUCCUGCGUCAAGACCAACUCCCUGAAGAACGACCUGGUGGAGGUGUCGCUCACCUUCGGCUUCGUGGUGUUCGCCGUGGUGCAGGUGUUCGGCCACGUGUCGGGGGCGCACGUCAACCCCGCGGUGACGGCCGGCAUGCUGGUGACGGGCAGGACCCCCGUCAUCCGGGGCUUCCUGUACGUCGUGGCGCAGUGCGUCGGCGCCAUCAUCGGCACCGGCCUCGUCAAGGCGGUGACCCCCGAGGCCUUCGCUGACGUGCUGGGCAACACCAAGCUGACGGCCAAGGGCCUGACGGCGGCGCAGGGCUUCGGCGUCGAGUUCCUGCUGGGCUUCGUCCUGGUGCUGGUGGUGUUCGCCGUGUGCGACCCCAACCGCCCCGAGUGCAAGUACGCCGCCCCGCUCGCCAUCGGCCUCACCGUGGCCCUGGGCCACCUGGCGACGAUCGACUACACCGGAUCCUCCAUGAACCCGGCCCGCUCGCUCGGAUCGGCGGUCCUCACGGGAGACUACGAACACCACUGGGUGUACUGGAUGGGGCCCUGCGCCGGCGCCAUGGCGGCAGGACUGCUCUACACGUUCGUGUUCGCGGCGCCCGUGCCCUCGCAGACGCAGACCACCUACACCGUCGUCAGCACCAGCGACAAGGAGGUGAAGCUGCACAUGAAGCGCCUGGAGGACGAGCCCUGAAGACGGCGCGCCCAGCUGUGCUGCAAGGCCUCGCCCUUCUUCGAGUGGACGCCGUCCCGCCUGUCCACCCUGCCGCCUCCCGCCGCCUGCUUGGAAGCGACACUGCAAAACGGCACCACUCUUCUUGUAUUUAAAAAAAAAAUCAAAAUGGUGGUGACGAACGAUGCACAGUUUGUCCAUGACUCACUUGUACCGUCGUGGCGUCCUGCCUGAGCGUACAAUACUUGUUUGCCGGCCAAGAAAGCGUACCUUUUAUACUACAUCAGAGUGCAUUUUUUUGUUUGUUUUGUUUCUGUAGUAGACCUUUUUUACGCGACAAGUGCUUUCGAUUUUGUUCUCUUCACCUGUUGCUUCCCAUAGCAAGGGCCUUUAGAAGGCUGCCAAGAUCACUGCACCAAAGAACAUGUCAAUUAUACUGAGUCAGUAACUUUCUGGCUUGAUCUUUUUGAGUGAAAAUGAACAAGCCAGCAUUUCCUGGGCACCAUUGUACACUAAACAGGACAUUCCUUUGCGCAAACUACCAUAAUUACAAAAGUUUCAAUCUGGAUCAGCGCUGUUGCUCUUGAACGUCUACCUUCUAGGUAUUAGGUUUAAACUUAAGACAAUUAUAUUUCUUUUGUUUGUAUGUGUGUUUGUGAGUGUGAUGUGCUUUAUAUUUAUAUUCAUAGUGUGUAUUUUGCAGUCUCAGAAUGCUUGAACAACUAGUUAAUCUCUGAAAAAAAAAAUGUGUUCAUUGUAGUGUAGUACAAAAGCGAAAAGAAUUUCAAGACAAUAGACCAGCACAGGCCUGUGCAGGCGAUGACCCGAAAUUUAAUCCUUGCCGACACAUCUUCUUCACUAGCUUCGUUUGCCCGGGCAGCCACUCCACUGUGUGGCGCGUCACGGAGAGUUGCUUCUUGCGGGCUUCGUCGUGCAUCAUGUGAUAUCUUUCUCUAUUAAUUUAUUUCCAUCCGCCCCUGACAUUUAUUAUGUUUCAAAGUGUUUAUUGUCAGUAAAAUAAUGCAUGCUGCCUCAUUCUCUAAUAAACAGUGUUCUUUACAUAAA